AUGAUAGUAUACAUAAAUUUAGUAUUUCAAUAAAUAAAGUUUAUCAAAAUGUUAAACAACUUUAAUAGCCUAUAUCAGAGUUUUGAAGACUUAUAAAUAAAGUAUCAAAUUAAUGGAUAAAUAAAUAAUAAUUUUAAGUUUGUGGAAACAAUUGACCUUUGUUUACUUAAAAUUUAUAAAAUUGAAAUCUAUUAUUAAAAUGAUAAUUCUGUUUUUACAUAUUAAGAGAAUAAUGUACUAUCAGAAUUCAAAGAUGGUGGAGGAAGUAAUAACAAAAUUCUAGGAAAAUUAAAAAAUAUACAAAAUCUUAUAUGA
Paramecium pentaurelia is the source of this 315-nucleotide messenger RNA. The record is from the annotation of a GenBank genome assembly. Lineage: Eukaryota; Ciliophora; Oligohymenophorea; Peniculida; Parameciidae.